CCGAGCAGAGCAGAGCCCAGUCAGCCCGAUAGAGAUGUUAACUAAGCGAGAGCCCGCGAGCCUCCCACCGGAGCAUCAGUAGACUCCGCGCCUUGCCCUGCUCCCACGGCCCGCGCCCCCUGCCCACCCAUCGGGCCCCCGAUCGGUGGCACAGGCUGCAUCUCUGCACGGGCAGGCGGCUGCCCGGGAUGGGCACGGGCUCUGCCCCCUGCCCAGCCUCGGCUGCGUGAGUGGGAGGCUGCUGCGGCCACCGCUCUAGCCAUCCUGGCUCGGGGGGCGCCAGUGCUGCUGCUGCGGCUGCAUUGGGGGGCGCAGGCCCCCCACCCCGUCUCCGCUGCUCCCCACAGUUACUUUUCCUCCCCCCUGCGGCUUCUCGCCCGGGCAGGGAAAAUAACAGUGAGCUCAGAGCUCAGCUCGGGGAAGAGCUAGCUUCUGUUUUUUUUUUCUUUUAAACACACACACACACACACACACACAAUUAUACACACGUAUACGCACACACGCGCGUACACACACACACACACACACACACACACACACACACGGAUCUCCUCCGCGCAAUUGCAGCAAUCUUAGACCUGGAAGGAGCUUGGGGCAGCACGGAGAGCCCGGCUGGGCUCGAGCGAUGAGGGGAAGAGAUUGGCUAAGCUCGCUGCACAUCUACUGGCAGAGUUGGGAGGCUCCGGACGACCCUACAGGGACCUGGCCCUAGGAACACUCAUGCAAGGAGAUCUGUUAGCCCAAAGCUCUCCAUCGCUGUGUUGGUGUGCACCUGGAGAGUCCACUGAGCCUUUACCCUCUGUGGAGGGAGCCAAAAGUCACCAGCCCUACAAUCUCAGGCUGAGAAAUUGGGAGAAGAAACUUGAACCAGCCAAUUAACUUUCAAGCUGCCUUUCUGUAACAAGAUCCUUCCUUCUCCAGAACUUUCAGAGCUGAAGAAUCAAAUGUAGCAAAAGAAGAAUACCCGUGAUAUGUUCUGAGGACAGAAUCCUUCUUUCCUUAGCUCAAAACAUCCAGCAGAAGCCCAGGUGAUGUUCUCCUCACACCCACCUUUUCUAGUUUCUUCUUCCUUAAAGAUCCAUCUUCAGCCAGUGUUGGACAUGAGCUAACAGUCCUGCUAGACUGUUCUGUCAUUUCAACCUCCCUUGGAAAGAGGUCUUGACCUUGACUGUGUUAGCCCAAACUUGUAGAGAUUAGGAGCUAUUCAUAGUCUUAUCUAAGCCAUAACAAGCAGUACACCCACCUAGACCUACCUUGGGUCUACGGCUGCCUGCUUUGGAUGAGAAUUCUCCCCUCCCAGUCCUCUACCACAUGACUCCUUCCCUCUUUGAGUCCCACAACUAGACCCCAAGAGGUGAGUCCGGAAUGAACCUGCUAUGGCCAAACUCUGGGUCAAGUUCCAGCGGUAUUUUCGAAGGAAACCAGUCCGUUUCUUUACCUUGGUGGCUCUCUACCUGACAGCUGGGAGCCUGGUUUUCCUGCACACAGGCUUUGUGGGCCAGCCUGCUGUGGCUGAGAAUGAGCCCAACCCAGCUGCCAGUGCCCCUGAGGGAGCUGAGCUGCCAUACCAGGACCUCCUGCACCUGGAGAGAGGCUUCCGGGAGACCCCUGAGUCUCCGAAUGCCAUCCGCAGAUAUGGCCCUUGGCUCAAGAGCACCUCAUCAAAGGAUUCACCAGAGCGGAGCAGGCUGGGAGACUAUGGUGGGACUUGGAGCCGGGCCCUCAAAGGGAGAGUCCUCAGGGAGAAAGAGGAAGAAAGAGCGAAAUACGUCGGCUGCUACUUGGACAACCCCAGCAGACGGGCCCUCCGAGGACUAUCCUUCUUUGACUACAAGAAGAUGACAGUCUUCCGCUGCCAGGACAGCUGUGCUGAGCGGGGUUACCUGUAUGCCGGGCUAGAGUUUGGUGCCGAGUGCUUCUGUGGCCACAAGAUCCAGGGGGCAAAUGCAAGCCAGGCUGAAUGCAACAUGGAGUGCAAGGGUGAGAAGAUCAACAUAUGUGGUGGUGUCAACCGACUCUCCAUCUAUCGGCUUGAGCUGGCCCAGGAAUCCGCCCGGCGAUAUGGCAGUGCCAUAUUCCGAGGCUGCUUCCACAGGCCUGACAACCUCUCCUUGGCUUUACCUGUGACAGCCAUGAUGUUGAACAUGUCGGUGGACAAAUGUGUCGACCUCUGCACAGAGAAAGUGAUACCCCCCUGGCAGCCCUGGGGGGGGAAGGCCUGCCACUGUGGUUUCCCCAAUACUCGCUUCCGCCUUCACGAUCAGGAAGAUGAGCAGCUCUGUGCCCAGAAAUGUGGUGGCGAAGAGUAUGAGAGCUGUGGGACGACCAAUUAUUUCAUCGUGUACCAGACGCAAGUGCAAGACAACCGCUGCAUGGACAGGCGGUUCCUCCCAGGGCAGUCCAAAGAGCUCAUUGCCCUGGCCAGUUUCCCGGGUGCAGGCAACACAUGGGCCCGGCACCUCAUUGAGCUUGCCACUGGCUUCUACACGGGUAGCUACUACUUUGAUGGCUCCCUCUAUAACAAAGGGUUUAGGGGUGAGAGGGACCACUGGAGAAGUGGGAGGACCAUUUGCAUCAAGACCCAUGAGAGUGGCCAGAAGGAGAUUGAAGCCUUUGACGCUGCCAUCUUGCUCAUCCGAAACCCCUACAAGGCCCUCAUGGCAGAGUUCAACCGCAAAUAUGGUGGCCAUAUUGGCUUCGCCUCACAGGCCCACUGGAAAGGCAAAGAGUGGCCAGAGUUUGUGAAGAAUUAUGCACCAUGGUGGGCCACGCACACAUUGGACUGGCUGAAGUAUGGCAAGAAGGUGUUGGUGGUGCAUUUUGAAGACCUCAAGCAGGACUUGUUCACCCAGCUGGAGAGGAUGGUCAGCCUCUUAGAUGUGGAUGUCUUAGAGGACAGGCUCCUGUGCGUGGAGGGCCAGAAGGAUGGAAACUUUAAGCGCUCAGGGUUGAGAAAGCUAGAGUAUGACCCUUAUACUCCUGAGAUGCAGAACACCAUCAACUCCUACAUCAAGAUGGUGGACAGGGCCCUCAAACUGAGGAACCUCACGGGAGUCCCAGAUGACUACUACCCAAGAUGAUGAGGAGGCCUGUGGGGAGACCAGGAUAGCAAGGGUGGGGAGGGAGGAGGACCAGGGAUCCCCGCAGAGUAGGCCAGCUCCAUACUCUGAGAGCUAGCCAGAUGGUUGGGCUAAAUUUCGGUCUUGGCUUUUGGAUGACCCAUUUUGCUGCUAUGCCCAUUCAGGAGUUCCCUGCAUGAAAACAAACUCAUCCCUAAAAGGUUGUUCAGACAUUUCCAUUCAUCCAAUAGUUAUUCAGGCACAUGAACACACACACACACACACACACACACACACACACACACACACAUUUCAGCG
Molecule: messenger RNA, 3377 nt
Organism: Phascolarctos cinereus (koala)
Lineage: Eukaryota; Metazoa; Chordata; Mammalia; Diprotodontia; Phascolarctidae
Gene: WSCD2
Product: WSC domain containing 2
Source: RefSeq, a predicted model, not a curated record